AUGCAAAGCUGGAUCAAAUGCAACUCCGACUGUUCUUGGAGCAAGGAACACCAGAAUCAAGGCAUUGGUUGGAUAAGUAGAGAUGCUACUGGUCGGUUGCUGUGGGCUGGAGCUCAACGGUAUCGAGGAAUGGGAUCACCAAUAGAAACUGAAGCAACAGCUCUCAAAUGGGCAAUGCAAUCGAUGUUGAGACUGGGAUACACUCAGGUCAUCUUUGAAACAGAUUCUAUGGUUUUAGCGAGGAUGAUUUCGGGAAAGGAACCUAUUUGGCCAAAGCUCAAUCCAAUCAUCCAAGAAAUCUCCCAUCUCCUCUCGACAUGCCGGAGCUAUAGGGUCGAGUAUUACUCACGAGAUGGUAACAAGUCGGCAUAUAGGAUAGCGAAGGAAGCUCUUUCUUUUAUGAAUUAUGUUCCUAAGUUGUAUUCUAUGGUGCCAAGUUGGUUAAAACAGAUCUUUGAGGUGGAUGUACCUAUGUUAAGAGUGAACAAUGAUGUAGGUCCAAUCCCUUUUGGUUAA
Molecule: messenger RNA, 516 nt
Organism: Brassica rapa (field mustard)
Lineage: Eukaryota; Viridiplantae; Streptophyta; Magnoliopsida; Brassicales; Brassicaceae
Molecular function (GO): nucleic acid binding; RNA-DNA hybrid ribonuclease activity
Source: RefSeq, a predicted model, not a curated record